AAUAUCAGGCAAGGUGAACUCCCAGAAUCCAUAUAUUGUUCAGGCGGCAGUGACGGGAAUCCCCAGCCAAAGUGGAACAUAUAUGAUACAAAAUCUGGAUAGCUCAGAGGGUGAAAAAUGAGGGUCCUCCUCUUUCUAUGUGUGAGUGUGGCUCUACUUUAUGUGGUCACCAGUGAUCACAAGGAAGGACACCACUUUAGAGGAAAAUGGCAAAACCCUUUUCAGGAAGAAUUCACAGAAGAAGGUGAUAUCCAUGUUGAUGAGAACACUGUUGUGAAGGUUCCAAUGAUGUAUAGAAAAGGCAACUACAGGGUAGUACAUGACAGGGAUCUUGGUUGUCAUGUGGUAGAAAUACCAUACAAAGGAAAUGCCACGGCAUGGUUUAUUCUGCCAGAUGAAGGAAAAUUUAAAGCAGUGGAAGAAGCUCUUGGGAAACCCACCGCAAAAAAAUGGCUAAAGGAUUUUAGUAGCCGGUUAAUAAACUUAUGGAUCCCCAAAUUUUCCAUUUCUACCACACUUGACCUUAUACCUGAAUUUAAACAAUUGGGUGUUACAGAUCUAUUUUCUGAUGAAACCGAUCUCUCUGGUAUUACAGGAGAAUCAACCCUUAAAGUCUCUAAGGCUGUUCAUAGGGCUGAACUAAGUGUUGAUGAAAGAGGGACAGAAGCUGCAGGUGCAACAGUUGUGGAAGCUGUACCCAUGAUGCUUCCACCAUCCAUCAAAUUCAACAGACCUUUCUUUUUAACUAUUUACAAUGCAACAACCGAAAGUUUAUUAUUUCUUGCAAAGAUUGUCGACCCCCUGAAAUAGCCCAACUUACACACUGUGAGCUGUU
Messenger RNA from Bombina bombina (fire-bellied toad), 835 nucleotides. RefSeq names its product alpha-1-antiproteinase. Bases 118 to 810 code for a protein of 230 amino acids. Gene Ontology annotation, biological process: negative regulation of endopeptidase activity. The transcript has 5 exons. Lineage: Eukaryota; Metazoa; Chordata; Amphibia; Anura; Bombinatoridae. Gene Ontology annotation, molecular function: serine-type endopeptidase inhibitor activity. The record is from RefSeq and is a predicted model, not a curated record.